CUUAACCUCACUGUCACUCUUCACACAAUCCAAUGAACUGUUGCAUCGAUCCAUUACAUCGAUCAUGAUGUUUUGCAUUAAUCCAAUUAAAGCAGGUCUUAUUCAUCUGUUUCCGUUUCGUGUUUUGGCGGGAAAGUGAAAGUGGUAGAUUGAUUCUUUGGAGUGGUAAAAUGGCACAAGAAUGUCCAGCUUGGUUGGAUGAGACUUUUCUGGCCUCAGCACUGCAAAGUGAAGAUGGAAGUCAAGUGACAAUCGUCAAGUUCUCUGUCAAGCCAGCUGUAGCAGCAGGUGACAACUACAUGAGUCACAUGUACAGGGUCAGAGUGGAGUAUACUGUUGCAGAGUCAGAGUCAGGUCUACAGACCACUUCACUUAUCGUUAAGAUACCCAUCUCGAAAGGUGCCAUCAUGGAUGUUUUAGACAGUUCUGAUUUUUAUGCUAAGGAACCAAGAAUAUACAAUGAACUCUUGCCAAAAUUUAGAAAACUAGUCAACUGUGAGUUUGGUCCAACCGUUUAUAACUGCCCAAUAGAAAAUGGAAUGAUCCUACAGGAUUUGAAUGCAUUAAACUAUAUCAUGUGUGAUAAAAUGAAGCAGCUCGAUUUCUCUCAUUGCAAACUCGUCUACAAAACUUUGGCAAAGUUCCAUGCAUCAUCUGUGGCGUGCUAUCAUAAUGACCCUGAAUUGAUCAAAGGACUUGGGGAAGAUAAGAUGCGCUCAAGUAGAAGCGAAAUGUUUCAUUCUUUUAUAAAAUCUGCCAUAAAGCACAUCAGAAAGUAUCUUGAUGAGGCGGAAGGUUGCAAAUAUGCUAAAGAAUUUCUACUGAACAGGGCUGAUCAUGUAUCAGAAUCAAUAACGAAUAUGUUACAGCCCAAGAUGAACGGCUUGAAUGUCCUAAAUCAUGGAGACUUGUGGAUAAACAACUUGUUGUUCAAGUACUCCAACUCUAAAGAAGUAGAGGACGUGAAGUUCAUUGAUUUUCAAAACACAAGGUGGGGAUCUAUGGUGCCAGAUUUGAUCUAUUUCCUGUGGACGAGUGCGAACGAGGAAGUGCGAGAGCACAAACAGAAUGAGCUGUAUUCGUACUACCGAGAGUCUCUCAACUCCAACCUAGAGCAGCUGGGAUGUCCAGAGCGUCUGUCUGCACAAGAAUUAGAAGACGAUCUUCGAGCAGCUUCUGACUUUGUGCUUGUCAUCAUCAGCGGAACUGUUCCAUUUGUUUUGAGUGGACCUGAAGACACCGUCAACAUGGAGAAUCUGUCAUCAGAUGAAAUCAAAAGUUUUGAUAUAUGUUAGAACACUUAUUUAAUAGUAAAAGUUUCCAAGAAACCCUUCCAAAGAUGAUAAAACAGUUUGAAAACUGGAUUGCCCCCAACUCAGGGUAGUUAGAUUAGAAUGUGUUGAUACACCAUUUAUGAUUUUUUUUAUAAUGAAACAAAACAAAUAUUUUUUUCUUAUUAUAUCCAAUUAAUACAAAGGUUGAGUAGUCUUGUAGAAAUAUAUUAAUUUUGGAAAAAUACUUAGCAAAGAAAUUGGGCAGAAGUUUUAUUUCGUUUUUUAUAUCGGAUGAUUGGAAAAUUCUGAACACCUUAGCUAACUAAAGAGUAUUUGGGAAAUUUCCUUAAUUAAUAGUUAAGUUCAUCACAUGUAUAUGUUAAUGUUAUUCUUAAGAAAUAUGGCUGAAACGCUGUCAUGACCCGGAACAGACCCACCACGCAAGUGUCAAAUAAUGUCUUCUACAGUGACAGACCGUAAAGUAAAAUUAGUCUAAAGUCUGUAAUCAUAGUCAAUCACAAGUGGGUUUCCAGCAGCGUUUAUCUUUCUAGCUAACUGUGCAUUUUGAUUGCGUUAAUUCUCAGUCAUUACCAGUUGAAAGGCAUCAAUACUCAUUCCUUCCCACUCCCCCCUCAGCCAGCACAAUAACAUAUAAAUCAAUAACUAGGUAGAUUAGUAGUUGGUAUAUAUUCUUAGAAUAAAUGUGGAUAUUAAUAUAGAAUAUUUUAAGGUUGUCCAUACUGGAGGAGCUUUCAAAAUAACUCAAGUAAAAAUGUAUUAUUUAGGAGAAUCUACUUCUAAACAGUGGUUGGAAUCAAAAUAGUUUUCAAUGUUGCCAUGAACAUCCAUACAACAGCCUACCAGCCCAGACAAGAAAGUAGAUUAAAAAUAAGGUGCUAAAAGAUAUAAUAAAGUAUUUUAGUUCACAAAUUACAAAGAAUAUAAAAAAUAACAAAGUUAAAAUUAAUAUAAAUAAAAAAAUAUAAAACAAAAAGCAAAAAUAAACAAAAACAAUAAAACAGAAAUUAUCCCAUUGUGUUUAUUCUUGAAAAUUUUGUGAAUUGUUUGUUGAACACUACACAAAUACCAAAUAUAAAAACACAGUUAUAAACAAAUCAAAUAUACAUACAUACUCAUAAGCAGACACAAUGUUAGACAUAACAGUGAGUAUGAGAUUAAAUUUAUAUCAAAAGGUAUUUAUCAUUUAUAUAUUGUUAUAUAAAUUUCCUUUGAGUAAUUUCUGUAUCUCGAAUUAUUGAAUUUUAUUACACCAUACAAUGAGAAAUGUAUUCCUAUAGAUGUAAUCUUGAUGUUUUGUAGCGAUACACUUUACAGAUUAAUGAAUCCUAGGUAAGAAAAUAGUAUAGCUACAGGACAUGGCAAAAUCUAACAUUUGCAAUGGAGUUAUUAGUCAGUGGUGGCAGACAGACAAACUGAUAAGACUCUAAUUUCUAAUUUUAGAAAUUAUUCUUUAAAUGUUUAUAAGCAGUGCUAAUAGUUUCCUUGUAUUUUUAAUAAAUUUAUAAUUCGUUUGUAGGAAUAAACUCAUACUGUCUACUAGUUGAA
Homalodisca vitripennis (glassy-winged sharpshooter) is the source of this 2840-nucleotide messenger RNA. RefSeq lists its product as uncharacterized. The record is from RefSeq and is a predicted model, not a curated record. The coding region runs from base 171 to 1295 and encodes 374 amino acids. Lineage: Eukaryota; Metazoa; Arthropoda; Insecta; Hemiptera; Cicadellidae. The transcript is spliced from 2 exons.